Molecule: messenger RNA, 5591 nt
Organism: Equus quagga
Lineage: Eukaryota; Metazoa; Chordata; Mammalia; Perissodactyla; Equidae
Gene: MYLK3
Product: myosin light chain kinase 3
Exons: 13
Coding region: 220-2649 (809 amino acids)
Biological process (GO): intracellular signal transduction; protein phosphorylation; positive regulation of apoptotic process
Cellular component (GO): cytoplasm; nucleus
Molecular function (GO): protein serine/threonine kinase activity; ATP binding
Source: RefSeq, a predicted model, not a curated record
ACUCCUGGCCCGCGACAGAGUGGGAGAUAAGAAAGGCAAAGGCUCAGAGAGAGCCUGGUCCCCUGGGCUCCCUGAACAAGCCAGGCCCUCCGUGUGGGUGGUACUGCAGGGCCAGGCUGUUCGCUACCAAGAACAAUGGACUUCCAGACACCACUGCCCAAGUGACACCAGGGGUCUGUGGCUCUUCCAGUUCCUCGCCCUUGUCAAGCCUGCAUCAGAAUGUCAGGAGCCUCCAACGAUAGUUUGGGGACCCCGGGGCUGCCGGUGUCAGGCAAGAUGUGCUUAACUACCAUGGACAAAAAGCUUAACCUGCUGAAUGAAAAGGUUGACAAACUCUUGCAUUUCCAAGAAGAUGUCACAGAGAAACUGCAGUUCAUGUACCAAGGCAUGGGCCACCUGGAGCAAGGCCUGCACCGGCUAGAGGUCUCCCAAGUUCUGGGCCCGGCUGGGGCCAGCCAUACUCCUCCAGCUGAUGCGCAGGCUGGGUGGCCAGAGGUCCUGGAGCUGGUGAGGGCUAUGCGGCAGGAUGCUGCCCAGCAUGGCGCCAGACUUGAAGCCCUCUUCAGGAUGAUGGUGGCCGUGGACAAGGCCAUAGCUUUGGUGGGGGCCGUGUUCCAGAACUCGAAGGUGGUGGAUUUCAUCAUGCAAGAAAGUGUCCCCUGGGGGGAAGGAAGCCAUACCGUUGGCCCUGCAGAGAACAAAGAGCAAGUGGAAGAGAAAGGAGCAAAACCAAAGCAUGUGCUGAACACCAGAGGCGUGCAAGCUGGAACCACGGGGCCUUGGGAAGAGAGCCAGAAGGUGGACCUGCCAGAGGGGACAGUGGAGUGGCUGCCUCCCAUCAAUGCUUCAGGGAUGGGAUCUGACCUACUCACCCAGGCAGAGGCCCUGCCAGGGCAGGGAGAUGGAGUUCCUGGCCCAGCCCAGGUGCCGCCUGGCCAUCUGCUGCUGCCCACAGAGGUGGAAACCAAAGCUCCUGGGGCAUCCAGCAAGAACCCUGGGACUGGCCUGGAAUUGUCUGCAGCACCCGAGGGAGUCAACGAGGGCCCCACCGGCCAGGAAGCUGCACCGGGUACAGGUCAAGGAACGUUGUCCAGCAGGCCCGACCCUCGGCCCUCAGAGUGGGGCAUGAGGUUGACUUCAGGGCCGUCAGCCAAGACCAAGUCACCUUACGGUGGUGGGGAAACGCAUCCGAGGGUCUCCGUCCACGUGCAGGAGACGGAUACUCCUGGGGAGCUGCUUGUGACACGAGGGGGCAACCUCAGCCCCACACCCCCUGCGGAGGCGCCUGCAGCCGCCCAUCCAGGUGAGCAGGACCCACCUGGGCCCUGGUGCUGCCCCCAGGCCCCUGGGACUGAGUUGGGAAAACAGAUCCCGAAAGGAGCCAGCAAGUUGUUGCUCCUGCGGAAGCGGAGCAGCGAUGAGGGAGCGAAGGCUGAGGAGAAGCCGGGGCCUCGGGCCGAGCCCAUCAUGGGACCAAGCGGGGCCUGGAGGGACAAGGGAGAUGACGCUGGGGUCCCAGGCCUGCAGCAGGACAAAGGCCCAGAAGCAGGAAAUCCUGAGCCCAGGAGGGAUUGCAUGGCCGGGGGCGUGGGCAGGGCCGAAGCUGGAAGGAGGACACCCCCGGGAGCCGAGGCUGGCCGCGUGGUUCUGGAUGACAGUCCUGCCCCGCCAGCCCCUUUUGAACACCGGGUGGUGAGUGUCAAGGAGACCUCGACCUCAGCAGGUUACACAGUGUGCCAGCAUGAAGUCUUGGGAGGGGGCCGGUUUGGCCAGGUCCACAGGUGCACGGAGAAGUCCACGGGCCUCUCUCUGGCAGCCAAGAUUAUCAAAGUGAAGAGCACCAAGGACCGGGAGGAUGUGAAGAAUGAAAUCAACAUCAUGAACCAGCUCAGCCAUGUGAACCUGAUCCAGCUCUAUGACGCCUUCGAGAGCAAGAAUAGCUUUACCCUCAUCAUGGAGUAUGUGGAUGGGGGUGAACUCUUUGACCGGAUCACAGACGAGAAGUACCACCUGACUGAACUGGAUGUGGUCUUAUUCACCAAGCAGAUCUGCGAGGGCGUGCAUUACCUCCACCAGCACUACAUCCUGCACCUGGACCUCAAGCCGGAGAACAUCCUGUGUGUCAGUCAGACGGGACACCAAAUUAAGAUAAUUGACUUCGGGCUGGCCAGAAGGUACAAGCCUCGGGAGAAGCUAAAGGUGAACUUCGGUACUCCUGAGUUCCUGGCCCCGGAAGUCGUCAAUUAUGAGUUUGUCUCAUUCCCUACGGACAUGUGGAGUAUGGGAGUCAUCACCUACAUGCUACUCAGUGGUUUGUCCCCAUUUCUGGGGGAAACAGAUGCAGAGACCAUGAAUUUCAUUGUGAACUGCAACUGGGAUUUCGAUGCUGACAGCUUUGAAGGGCUUUCGGAGGAGGCCAAGGACUUUGUCUCCCGGUUGCUGGUCAAAGAGAAGAGCUGCAGAAUGAGUGCCACACAGUGCCUGAAACAUGAAUGGUUGAAUAAUUUGCCCGCCAAAGCUUCAGAAUCCAAAGUUCGUCUCAAAUCCCAACUAUUGCUGCAAAAAUACAUGGCUCAGAGGAAAUGGAAGAAACACUUCUAUGUGGUGACUGCUGCCAACAGAUUAAGGAAAUUUCCAACUUGUCCCUAAUCCUCAACGUUGCUGCCCCCACGGGCCCAGCAAUUAUUGAGACCGGUGGUGAAGUGAUGACUCAAGAUUUUAAAUCAUCUGGCCUUUUACUGAUGUUGAUUCCACUUAUUUUGUAAAAAAAGGUUAUGGCUGUUGCCUUCCAGAAUUGUGGGUGAAAAGUGGCUGUAAGGAAAGUGACCUAAGAGCUUUUUUCUGCCUUAUAAGAUCACUAAGUUGAAGUGCUGUGUUGACUUUUCAAGUACCCCUACUUUUGGCGGUAAGUGUAGGCACGCUUUAGGUAGGUAGAAAAGCUUUUACUUUGCAUCUGUUAAGUUUAAAUUCUAGACACACUUGGAUUAAAGAGCUCAAUAGACUACUACAUAGGGGCACGUUAUUCAGAAUUAUCUCUUCCAGUACAAAGAAUUCCUAGAAUUUUGAUUUGCUCAAGUGUGAGCUGACGUUUUAUUGUGCUACUCCACUGUUGUGUAAAGCAACGUGGAUUUAGGGCAGUGAUCCUCAAACUUGUUUUUACUUGUGCUCCUUUUUGAGGAUCAAAAUGUGCAUCCUUUAAUAGUGUUUGAAAUUUCAAAGUAUACCAAGUGUCAUGGCUAAAUCACAACAAUGAUCAUUUCGAAUGUGCUGUUAAAAUCUAUACACACCUCCACCCUUUCCUAAUUCUGCCCUGUCCUGAUAUUGGCAGUCUCUCUCCUGAUCCCCUUCCUCAGUUAUGAAUCUACGGUCUAGGAAGUCUGGAAACUGAUAUGCAAUAUGUGAAAGAGAGAUAAGAAUGUAAUGAUAUUCAGCUUUCUGGGAGAAACAGAAUGAAACAUCAUGAGACAAUAAAGGAAAACUGCUCUCCAACUUCUUCAUUAAGGAUAACCACUUUCAAUGUUGUCAUUUAACUAACAUAAAAUGAUUAACACAGAGUGCUUUAUUAUGAGAAAGUAAGCAAUUCUUUUAACUUCCUCCCUUCUAACCUGAUUUUUGUGCUAUUCUCACAACCUUCUCAGGUCAGCAGUUUUAGUUGGAGUACUUACUUUUAACUAGCCAUGCAACAGUUGCACAGCUUUUCAGGAUUUUUGUCCAAAUAUAGACCUUUUUUUGGGCAGAGGACAUGGGUGUGGGGAGGGAGGCAGAAGGUGGAGAGGCUAAUCCCGCUGCUGCAGUUCUCAUGUGGUCACUUUCCUCUGGAGAACAAACCCUUGUCAGGAGCUAAGAUUUUCAGGACCAGCACGGCCAGGCCUGCUCCAAACUGGCCAGUGAGUCAAUGAACGUCAGAAGAGAUGGCUGCUGGGACUGUCCCUGUCAUGAGAGAGGAACAGUGAUUUAUAAAAUGCUUCAUUUUAAAGCAUCAGUUAAUCCUCUUAAAAAGUUCUGAGGGCAGCCUCCAGAAGAAGGUAGAGAAAUAUAGUUCUACCUAGUAGGGCGAUUCCUACUCUCCCUGAGCCUUCAGAUUCUUGGGAAUGCUAUGAAUCUUCUCUCCAGAAAAAUGUAUGGUUAGUUAUCCCAAUCUAGAGCAGCACUGUCUGACAAAUAUAAUAUGAGCCAUAUACAUAAUUUAAAGAUUUCCAAUAGCUCCUCUAAAAAAACCCUGGUUAAAUUAAUUUUAAUGAUUUAACACAAUAAAUAAAAAACAUUAUUUCAAUAUAUAAUCAACAUAAAAAUUAUUGAUAAAUUCUUUUUUUCAUACUAAGUCUCCAAAAUCUCGUGUGUAUUUUAGUUAAAAUACAUUUCAAUUCAGAUGCUAGGUUUUCAUGAGACAUACUUAAUUUAUACUUAGAUUUCAUAUAAUUUACUGUAGAAAGAUAUACUCACAUACUCAAGUUCAAAACAUCUUAAGUGUUUUCUAAUUGAAUUGUGUCCAUUUUUACAUUUAAUUAAAAUUAAAUAAAAUUAGAAGUUCAGUCCUGCAACUGCAUUAGCCACAUUUUAAGUGCUUAAUGGCCACAUGUGGUUAGUGGCUUCCCCUGGACGGGGCAGAUACAGGGAGAAUCUUUUUAUCAAAUUUUCUUUUUUCCCUAUAUGCUGUUAUUCUUUACCUAGAGAAACAACUUCUUUCCAAAGCCCCCUUGAGGGGUUUGUUUGGGUCAGACCCACACAAUUGACUGGUAAUGUGGAUUUCAGCCUCCUUUAUCUGAAAUUUCAAGGGAGCUUUUAUGAAGCUUCAACUUUCUGGAUAUUUUUAGUUCUCUACUUUGCUGGUGUAUACUUAGCUCAAAAAAUUUUUAGAUUGCAACUGUGCCGGUAUCAACUAUUUCUAAAGGGACUUUUCCAUUUGUAUGAACAGUCAUUGGAAAUUGUGGGGCAGAGAAACUCUAAAACGUAGUCAGGACCCACUUUUUUCACCUAUCAGAUUGAUGAGGGUAUGGGGAAAAUAGAAUUCUUCCACUUUUGACAGAUAGGUAUCCCAAUAAAAGUCAUGCCCACACUAUCACCCAGCAAUUCCAUUUCUAGAAAUUCAUUCCUCAGCAAUAAUGGAACAAGUGGACAGAGAUUGAUGCAAAAUGAUGUUCACUGUAGCACUGUUGCUAACGGCCCAAUGAAACCAACUUACAUAUAUGCCUAUCAGUAUGGGUUUAGUCCAAUAACUUUUGCCACAUCCAUUUAGGGUAAUAACUUGCAGCUGUUAGAGAUAGACCUAGAUGUGCCGACAACCAUCUUUUCAUUACAAAAAAUUAUAAACCAUAUACAUGGCAUUGUCCCGUUUGUGGAGAGAUACAUGCUUCUAUGUGCAUUGAAAUGUUCUAGCGUAUACAAGAAGCUUAACAUUGGGGUGUGGAAAGUGGGUGAUGGGGAGGGGGAAUUCCGCUUUUCACUUUAUAAACUUUCUGAAUCAUUUGAAUUUUUUUUUACAUGAGCAUGUAUUGCUUUUAUAAUUAAAAAUUAGCAACCCAAUAUCAAGUAUGGACUUUGUUUUGACCCUGAUUGGAGCACACAAACAAUAAAAAGAUGUUUUAGAGACA